Messenger RNA from Lycium barbarum (goji berry), 1885 nucleotides. RefSeq lists its product as uncharacterized. The transcript is spliced from 3 exons. The coding region runs from base 150 to 1634 and encodes 494 amino acids. The record is from RefSeq and is a predicted model, not a curated record. NCBI's taxonomy places the organism in Eukaryota, Viridiplantae, Streptophyta, Magnoliopsida, Solanales, Solanaceae.
UUUUUGUUUUCUUGUUUCUUUUCCCUCUCAAAAAAUAAUCACCAUUUUCAGUUUCUGGUUCUUGAAAACAGGACCCCCACUUUUCUUUUUUUCUGGGUUUUCUUCUCUUCUCUUCUUUCCCAUUCUUUCUUAUUUUUUGGGGUAAAAAUAUGGGGAGUUGUUUGAGUAAGAAAAGCACUUGUUCUUCUUCUCUAGCACUUGCAAACACAAAUCAAGAAACCGAACCAAAUACCCUAGUGGUAGAAAAGAAGAAAGUAGAGGGACAUAUAGUGAGAAGAGAAAUCUUUGUUAUCAAACACAGGAUAAGUCAUGAAGAGUCUAAUAAAGAAGAAAAUGAUAAUUUCAAGAAAGCAAAUGAAUCAAUACAACCAUUGAGGAGGGCUACAAGUUGUACAAAAGAAGAAGUUGAUGCUAUUUUGAUACAAUGUGGGAGGGUCAGCAGGAGUUCAUCCCGGAAAAAUGGUUUUGGUGAAUCUUCUGAGAAUACCAAUACAAGUACUAGAAAUUACUCUAUUUCCAAGAGAAGUUAUGAUUUUGACAAUGAAAACAGAAGUGAUAUUGGGAGCAGAAGGGUAAGCAGAUCUCCUGUUAGAAGAUCCGAAUCACCAACUACUAUUCAAAGGAUUCAAGUGAAGAGAAAUGUAGGUGUUGCAUCUCCUCGUGCUCGAUCCCGGUCUCCAGCAAAGAUGAAUUCAAAGGCAACAAAUGAGAACAUGAAUUCCCAACAGCAGCCUUUGUUCCUUAGCCGUAGCAAUUCCAGGAAAAGAGAAAAUUCUCCUUUCAGAAGAAAACCUGGAAGUGAAAUUGAUACCCCUGUAGACACUGGACCAAUUCCCUUGUAUACACAGAAACUGAAUGCAGAAAACAUAAACAAUAGCAAAGUUCUGCAAGGAACUGAGGAAAAACUUGGCAUCAGCAAAGCAGCUAUAGAUUACGGUCUUACGAAUGUUUAUGGCAAAGUCAAGGAGCAGCAGAAGCAGCAGCUGGCACAGGAGGUUAAAACAUUGAGAACAGUUUCAGAAUUCGAAAGCCUAAUGCCCGAGGGAAUAACAAGAAGAAGCAGGUCACCGAGUCUAUCACGAGACCUAGACAUUAAUGAUCUUAGAGUUGAGUCAAAUCCUCCUACUCAAUCAUAUACCGAGUUAUUGCUUGAGGACAUCCAAAACUUUCAUCAAAAGAGCAGCAGCAACUCUUCAUUUUCACUUCCACCUUGUGUAACAAAAGCUUGCUCAAUACUGGAGGCAGUUGCUGACUUUAACUCAAGCACUAGUUCCAAUCCAUCCAGUGCUUUCUCUGAAGACAGAAGAAGAAACCCCACGGUUGAGCGAUUAAACAAGAAGACCGCCGCUUCUUUAGGAACCAAUCCUCCUAGUAUACAGAAGUAUGCAACCUUCGGAAGGGGAACUGAUGGAGAUGUUUAUAAGGAAGAGCUAGAAUCCUCAGAAAGCAACAGUUUUGUUGGUUAUCAGCGAUGUAGUUUUUCCCCUUCCUCACGAGAACCAAACUCAGCUGAUUCAACCGAUUCUUGGGCUCCUUCAAAAUCUUACAGUAGGCUUUAUAUGAAUCCACUAGCCUUUCAAAAGUGUACAGUAUCUGAUCAUGCCCCUGAUAUGGAUGAAGGUAAAGAAGAGUGACUGCAAAUAAGAGGGAUUUUAACUACCAGCAGCAUGGUAGAGUUCACAACAGUGGUGAACUUAGAGAGACUUAUUAAGAUAUAUGCAGUUUGUUCAAGGAUUGAUAUGUAGCUGUUUGUGGUUGCACACUUUGCAACCUUUCCAUUUCAGUGUUUAUAGAAUCAUUUACUUGAAGUUGCUGUGUUGCAGAUAUUCUUCAAAGUUCUAUGACAGACAUAUGGGGGCUGAUAAUGGAGUUUCACAUUUAUACA